AUGGAGAAGAAACUCGAUAACUAUGAUGCUGCCGAGGAUUGUGCAUUGGGCAGUGUCUUAAUGAAUGACAAGAAGCUCCUUCGCAAGAUUGACUACCACCUCUUGCCCAUCAUGUUCUUGACCUACUUCCUGCAAAUGAUUGACAAGAUUUCCAUCAAUUACGCAAAUGUGAUGGGGCUACAGGAUGACUUAGGAAUGACUGGAAACGACUUCUCAUGGCUCGCAACCGCAUUCUUUCUCGCCUAUGCAGUGGCGGAGAUUCCCCAGGGUGCCCUUCUGCAGAGAUUUCCCGUUACCAAGGUUCUUGGGGCCAAUGUCUUUUGCUGGGGCGUAAUCCUUUGUUGUUCGUCGGCUGCCUCUAAGUUUUCCCACAUGCUCGCGUUGAGAGUGCUCUUGGGGUUAAUGGAGGCUGUUAUUGCACCUUCCCUUACGAUGUACACCAGCAUGUGGUAUACCCGAGCAGAAUCGACACCACGUUACGGGUUCUGGUACUGCGGGCUAGGUGUCGGGCAAAUUGUCGGCGGUCUCAUUUCCUUCGCUGCUCAGCACGCCCCUCCCGCUAUGCCCUUCGGUGGCUGGCGCAUUAUGUUUGUAGCAAUUGGCGCUGUCAAUGUCCUGGUUUCCAUCCUUGUGAUUUUUCUACUUCCCAACAGCCCCGAGAACGCCAAGUUUCUCACCGAACCCGAGAAAGUACGGAUUGCGCAGCGUUUGACCAACGAUUCAGCUGGUGUUGGGCUCAAAGUCUUCCGGUGGCGGUCUGUUCUUGAAGCUUUUGGGGAUUUGCAGACGUGGAUGCUCGUUUUGCUCACAAUCUUCAUCACAAUUCCCAGCGGCGUUAUAACUACAUUCUCUGCUAUCCUCAUCAAAGGGUUUGGAUAUAGCUCCAGAGAAAGCGCUUUGCUAAAUAUGCCGUCAGGCAUUGUGAGUAUCGUGGCGACUAUGGUGUCAACGUACGCAAUCUCAAAAGGCUUCUCGAGAUGGCUGGCGAUCGACUUGCUGUUGCUUCCAACUCUGCUGGGAUCCUGUUUGAUGUCUUUCCUCCCAUCUGAGAACCAAGCCGGCUGUUUGGCUGGUAUUUAUCUUGUCAACACGACGGUUGCACCCCUGGCCCUUAUUUAUGCUUGGACAGGAGCGAACUACCGGGGCUUCACAAUGAAGGUCACUGGUGCUGGGAUUGUGUCUGCUGGCUUCAGCAUUGCGAAUAUCAUAGGUCCGCAGACUUUUCAAGCCAAAGAUGCGCCGCAUUACAUUCCGGCAAAGAUUACCAUUGUUGCAGUCAACGCUGCUGCGAUUGUGGUCUCCACAGCCCUGCGCAUUAUUUACGGGAGGCGCAACUCUGUCGCUGAUCGGCUUGGUGCACCGGCGCGUAGUCGGAUAGAAACACGGUUGGCCAACAAGGGAGCUGCUGGAGACGCACAAGAUGAUGAGAGUUUCCGCUAUGUGUAUUAA
Penicillium arizonense is the source of this 1449-nucleotide messenger RNA. RefSeq lists its product as uncharacterized. NCBI's taxonomy places the organism in Eukaryota, Fungi, Ascomycota, Eurotiomycetes, Eurotiales, Aspergillaceae. Bases 1 to 1449 code for a protein of 482 amino acids. Gene Ontology annotation, molecular function: transmembrane transporter activity. The record is from RefSeq and is a predicted model, not a curated record. The transcript is spliced from 7 exons. Gene Ontology annotation, biological process: transmembrane transport. Gene Ontology annotation, cellular component: membrane.